Molecule: messenger RNA, 5853 nt
Organism: Ruditapes philippinarum (Manila clam)
Lineage: Eukaryota; Metazoa; Mollusca; Bivalvia; Venerida; Veneridae
Exons: 4
Coding region: 113-3586 (1157 amino acids)
Biological process (GO): protein ubiquitination
Molecular function (GO): ubiquitin protein ligase activity; zinc ion binding
Source: RefSeq, a predicted model, not a curated record
GAUAAUUUAUACGCCUGCAACCUUAAAGUGCUUUUUUUUGCACACUUUAAUUUUUCUUACGUUACGCCGAAAUGGGAAAAAAGUGAAAGGAUGAUCAAGUGCAUCAACAACAAUGUCACGUUACGAUAUUGAGAAGUUUGAUCCUCCCCCAGACCCUGAUCUUGUCUGUUGUAUAUGUCAGUGUGUAUUAGACAAGGCUGUAGAGUGCCCAUGUCGACAUGUGUUUUGUCAGAGUUGCAUCGAGCGUUGGCUCUCAAACCGUCACACCUGUCCAACAUGCAGGAAACGCACACGCAAGCAGGAUCUCAAACCGGUCCUGCCAUUGGUGCAAAAUAUGCUUAACAGGCUUUUGAUGAUAUGUGAGUACAGGGACAAUGGUUGCAUAGAGAAGAUAAUGCUGGAACAUUUUGAGCGACACAUCAAGAAUUGUAGCUAUGAGAUGAAGACAUGUCGGUUUUCAAAAUGUGGUAUCAGAAUUCUACGCAUGCAUCUUGAUAAACAUGAGAAUGAGGAGUGUGAGCAUAGAGAGAUGGUGUGCGAGGGUGAAUGUGGACUGAUGAUCCCUCUCAGUGACAGACCAUCUCAUAACUGUGUUGCUGCCCUUAAAGCUCACAUUGAUGAGAAGAAUAGAAUGAUUGAGCAACUGAAGGUGAAGCUGCAUGAACUAAACAACCUGUCACAGUCACUGAAUGAUCAGCUUGUGGAGUUGCGACAACAACUUAACGAUAGGACUCAUAUUUUCAGCUCUGCCAGCUCAGAUAGUAGUGAAAGUGAUGUUACUGAUUUUAUGUCUGAUGAUCUCAGUAGGGACUCAUUUAGGGAUUCCUGGUUCGAUAGUGCAGCAUCCAAUAUUUCCGGAGACAUAGGGGAUAACGCUGACAAUACAGCGAGCAAUGAUGCAAAUCAGGGUAAUAACAACACUGCAGGACACUCUGAAGGUUCUGAUGUAGUUGAACAGGUGGAGAGAACGGUGGUAAAUAGUCUGUUUGAACUUUCUUCAAGACUCGAGCGUGUUCGUAACCAAAUGAGAGCAGUACUCAAUUCAAGGCUUGUACAAGAUCAGAAUAAUUUGAAUGAUGAAGUGAGAAUCCCAUCAGCUGCAGAGCUUGAUGCGAUUGUUAACAACAGUAACAAUGAUAACAAUAAUGCUGCUCCAGCUAAUUCUGCAGCAAAUCCUGCAAACACCAGUAACGUUAAUGAUUAUCAAAAUGAGUACAGCUUUGAAAGUCAACAAAAUAGAGAUAAUUCUAAUACUGACACAGAUGCAUAUUAUGUUACUGAUGAAGAAAAUAAUAUGAAUAACACAUAUUCUUAUGCAAAUGAUAGUCAGGGGAGUAACUUGACCGCAGAAAAUCAGCCUGCUGUUACGGCUGGUUCUGAUGUUAGUGAUUUGAAUUGGAUAUCAGAUACAGACACCAAUUAUACUGCAGAUAUCCAUUCACCGAAUACUGCACGCUCACCUUUUUAUGAAAGAUAUACUCCAUUUAGAAAUGAAAAUCAUAACUAUAACAACCAGUAUAUAUCAGAGCAUGUUAUACUCUCUCAACCCCCUGAUUCUCCCUCGGACACAACAGGAAGUUUUUCAAGUAUUCCAUCUACAUCAUCUGUUGCCUUCAGUCCUAUGAGAUCACCAGGCCAUGACGAUUCUGUUCAUGACUCCUUAUCUACAUCACAAGCUUCAAAUGACCAGCCUAGUCGAGAUCCCAGUGAAAGAGGUUUCACAUCUUCAGAUAAUAACACAAAAUCCCCAUGCAGCUCUGUUCCGAGGUCUCCUGAUUCGUGUAGAAAUGAUAACAAUAGUGAGCAUGGUACAUCUUUUACAGUUUCAAGUCCGGCACAUUCUGUAUCUUCAAUAGCCUCUACAGUCAGGGAUCAGAGUUCAAAAUCAGAAGCUAGUCAUUUAAGUUCAGAUGAGGAGUACUGCUCCUCGCGCAACAGAGAUAGUCCUAAUCAUGAUAAGUCAGGAAGUAGUGCAAGUAGUUUACUGAGUUCUAGUGAUUCUCCAGAUUCAGAUAUAGAUGACGUUAGAAAUGUAAACUAUUCGCAAAAUGACAAUAAGGAAGAAAACAUUGGUGAAACCAGCUAUGUUGAUAGAAGUUUAGAUUAUGAACAUGAGGAGAGUCAUGAGGAUAUUGAAAAUACUGAUCAUUGCUCGGAAACAAGUGCUGAUGAUAUUUUACAACUCAAAGAAGAACACAAUGAAUCUGACAAUGUUGAAGAUGGUCAACAUCAUGAUGAUACUGAUUUUAUAGAAGAAGGGCAUGUUUCUAGAUGCGAACCAGAUAGUACCCAAAGUCCGUUGGCCAUACAACAACAUCAAAAACUUAAUUCAUCAGGUGGCUCUGCAGGAAGCAACCAAAUAUUGAUAUCUUCUGCAACUGAAUCAACAGAUUCUGAAGAAUCUGACUCAUUGAAAUAUUUAACUAAACGUAUUAGACGCAGUGAAAGACAUACAGAUAUAGAUUGUGCUGGGAACAUAAACAAUAGUGAGGGCGAUCAUCAUAUUAUUAACAAUGAAAGCACAGAUCCUAGUUCAACUGUGGACAGUGGUUUUAUAACUGGUUCAAACAGUCCUACCAGUGUGAGUCAACCUGUGAGUACUAACAAAAAACAUUCUGGCCGUAAAAGGAAACAUAAUGGUAAUAAUGAGUGUGAAGAAAAUAAGGAAAGAGUAAGUGGAGAUUCAUCACGUAAUAAUAAUGAUCAGAAAAGUCACCCUCACUUAUCAAGAGAACCAAACACACUAUCAGAAACAGUAUCAAAUAACUUGUCAUAUAGUAGGUAUGGGUUUAAAAGAAGAGUUUAUGAUAACGACCAUAAUACAGUGGAUAACUGUAAGAAAAUGAAAGCCAGUGCUACACAGCAUCUUAAUACACAAACAAAUCUGCAUCGUUCUAGAAGCUCUCCGCCACGUAGUCGUCAAUCAUGGAGAGAACCAACACAUCAUUUGAGGAGAAAUAGAGCAAGUGUUAAUAGAUGGGAUAGUCAGUCAAAUGACAAUAAUGGACAAAGUUUAAACGUUAAGAUAGAUUUAUCAUUGAUCAAUUAUUCGGGACAUCUUGGUAACGAAUCAUCAUGUGCUACUAUACCGACUGCUACCGUAGUACAUAGUGCAAAUAUAUCCCCAAUUCCUACAGCUUCUACGGUUAAACGAGAAACAGCAUUGACAAACUCAAGGCAAAAUCUGUCAGAUGAAAAUAUCAAGUCAAGUACACCAAAGCAAGAAGACACAACAAAAAGAAGUAGCCAUAGACAACGUUCAUCUAGGGCACAGAGACAUCACACAGAGUCUCUCUGUUCAACACGUAACACAAAUAACAAUGCCAGUCCAGUAAGAGGAACACUUAAUAAUACAAGUAGUCGAGACUUUCCCAAUUCUUGGCGGGACAGUUCUGAUAGUAGCUCUGAUAACACAUGGGAACCAGCUACUGACUGUGACGAGAUGGAUGACAGCAGUACAGAAGGGGAUGAUGGGUUUGAGACUGAAUCGAGUUAUGAAGUUCAGAUUCCAAAAUCAACUGCAGCGUUGCUGGAGGAGUAUGCAUCUGAUGAGUCUGACGAGAGCUGGACUGUUGGCAUGAAUUAAUUAAUAAAUAUGAAUUAUGCGGAGUAGCCAUGUUGUGAUUAAUGUCUUAAUUGUAUUGAUUAGAAAAUAACCAUUUAAUUUGACACCAAGUGACUAUUAUAACCAAAUAUGCAUUGUUAUGCAACUUUGUUAGGUUGAUAUGAUUGUUGAGUGUGCGUGGAUGAAUAUAAGUACAUUUUUGUUAAUAUAUAAAUGAACCAGGAAUUUCUUGUAUACUCAAGUUGUGAGGGGCUAUUAUGGAAUCAUCUUGUCCGUCAGACCAUCUGUAUACACGGCAAUCAAGUUUUGGAGACUAACUCAAAGACUAUAUGAAUAAGGGGGUGUCAAGUUGUAACUUCAUAUCUAUAAACUGAGAAGAUCUUAUUGAGCAGAAUUGCGAUUUGUAAGAAUAGUUAAUUUUUUUAUUGUGUUUUGCCAUUUGAAAUUUUUCCUUAUCAUAACUCGAAGAUUAAAGGAGGUAUGGAAAUAUAGAUAUAGAAAUGCGUUGCUUAUAAUCGUUAUUUUCUUCAACAUAACAUAGGAUUUCUAAUUUGUUUCUUGUCCUGACCUUAACUCGCAUACCUUUAAAUGAACCAAUAUGGACCAUUGUUUGUUGAUGGAUAUUGUCGGAGUAGUAUAUAGCAUUGAAAUAAUUCAGUACUUCAUCGUGUUUGAGCUCUUGCUGUUUCUUAAUUUUUCCUACUUUUUUGCCCAAAAUUGUAAUUAUAACUUGUUAAUUUAUAUAAAACAAAAUGCAUGGCAUACAACGUUGCAUAAUUUUAUGACUUUUGCUACACUUGUGUAACAACAAUGUAUUUUACUGGCUAAUAUGGAACAGUUUUAAAAACUUUUGGACACCACAAAAUCUCAAUUUUAGAAAUGAGUUGCAUAGGAAAAUUAUUUAUGUGUCACGGUCUGCCUGUCGGACAGACCAGCCUCGGAAAAUGCUUGAUUAGUCGGGCUGUUGUUCCAAUUCAACUGUACAAAGCAUACAUUGCAUCAUCAAUGGGAAGGGUACCAUCAAGAUCUAUUGGUUUUAAAUAUUUUGCCGCAUUUUCAUUUCUGCUUUCUUAACUCUGUUUUCUUUUCUACGUACUUCUGCAAAAUGAUUAAACAUUUUACAGCUUUGGUUCAACAUUUACGUUUAAACUGGUAGGUCUCGCAGUGACAUACACUGGCACUAUUUACCCGUCGUAUGACUAGUGCUAUGUUUGUUGCUGUCUGUUUUUCUAUUUUGUGGUUUAAAUGCUGCUGUGGAGGAUUUCUUGACUGCAUCUGAUUGGGUGGAUUGGGCUUGGCCACUUUAACUCAUUACCUAUGUCUGACUUGAGUGCAAUACAAAAUACAUCUUUCUGGAGUUUAUUGAUCAGUUUUUCUCUAAUACUGUGUGCCCGUACACCAAAUACUAUAUGAUCGCUUUAGGAUCAUCUCUUUCCCCAAGUUCCUUUGUCAAUAAAUUCAACAAUUUGAUAAACUCCUCAAAGGUUUGUCCAUAAGCUUUUGUACACGAUUUAAACCAGCAUCCACGGGUAUGUUCGGUUGACAUUGGAUGCAUACUUUGUGUCGGAGCCUGUGUAAUACGUCUGUAACUGUUUUCGUUCUUCAGCAGAAAUUGUCCAGGUUUAGAAAAUUUGUCUUUCCUUUUCACCGACCUAGACUAUUUGCUUCCUCCGUUUUGUUUCCCAGUAAUCCUCAAAACAAAGUUUGAUAAGUCCCUUGCUCCCCAGUCCAUUCUUUGAUUUAUGUAUGCAUUUAUCUUUUUACAAUGGUGAAAAUUACAAGAAAUAUUUUUAAUAUAUCCACCUUUUUUCAAACAUCAUGUUUAAUGUAUGAUACCGUGUCGAGGAUUAACGGCACACAAUAUAUAAAUUCUAGUUGUUUAUUUUCAUGUUGUAUAAUUACUAGUUCUUUUAAAUAGGUUUACCCAUUUCAGCAAGUCCAACAACGUUUUGCUCGUAAAUUAUCCCGAAGAGUUUAAAAUUUGAAGUUGAAAGUUGUGCUUGUUGUUUACACUUCUUUCAUGUAAAAAAUGUUUUGUUUUUUAGAUUUAGCUCGAUGCAUUUAAUUGUGAAAACUGAGAUAUUAAUAAAGUUCUGUUAAGUUACGUCUUGUGCUAUUUGUUAACCUGUUACUGCAUUGUUUGAAGGUAAAGGCUGAAUUAAUACGAAAACAUAGAAUAGAGAUUUUUUAUUAAGACUUGCUUAUGAUUUGUCUUUAAAGAAAUGCAAAUAAUUUAUUGUUUAAGAAGUUGUAACACCAUUACAUGUUAAUAAAAUGUGUACAAUUUC